Messenger RNA from Ochotona curzoniae (black-lipped pika), 936 nucleotides. RefSeq names its product centromere protein J-like. The transcript has 7 exons. Gene Ontology annotation, molecular function: tubulin binding. Gene Ontology annotation, cellular component: centriole; centrosome; nucleus. Gene Ontology annotation, biological process: cilium assembly; centriole elongation. NCBI's taxonomy places the organism in Eukaryota, Metazoa, Chordata, Mammalia, Lagomorpha, Ochotonidae. The record is from RefSeq and is a predicted model, not a curated record. Bases 1 to 936 code for a protein of 311 amino acids.
AUGGAGGCUGGGGAGCUAGCAGAGGCGGGUGGCACGGAGGACCACAGCCGGACAGCAGGGCCCAACCCCGAGGCACCAGCUGCCACAGUCCGGCUGCCCAGGAAAGAUGGCCAGGCCCAGGAGAUGAGGCUCCUGCAGCAGCAAGUGGCCAGGCUGCAGCGGCAGCUCCAACAGCACGAGUCGCGGUGGUCGGCGGUGGUCAGCCAGCUCCAGGGCCAGGUGGACGUGCUCAGGAGGCAGAACCUCUGGCUAUGGAGUGAGCUGAGGGCUGCCCGGAGGCAGCAGCCAGAAGAGCCCAGGGACCCCACCGGAUGGAUGACGUCGGGGCCCCAGGAUGGAAUGGCCACCAGCGUCCACCCUGAUGGACCCACCCGUUCCUCCCCGGACCCUGGAGAGCCACAGGGGCAGCAGACACUGGGCGACGGGAGGACACUCAUCACCUUCCCCAGCGGGACGCAGAAGGAGGUCAGUGCCGACAGGAGGACCAUCACCAUCCGGUUUUUCAACGGAGACAUAAAGAAGAUCAAGCCAGACCAAAGAGUGGUUUACUACUAUGCUCAGGCACAGACGACCCACACCACCUACCCCAGCGGAGAGCAGGUGGUGCAGUUCCCCAACAAGCAAACAGAGACGCUGUAUCCCGACGGCUCCAAGGAGAUAGUGUUUUCAGACGGGACCGUGAAACGCCUCAGGGACGGUCAUGAGGAAACCCUGUUUCCUGAUGGGACCACUGUUCAAGUGAGCAGGAAUGGUGACAGGACUGUGCUGCUCAGCAAUGGGCAGAGGGAGAUCCACACGGCACAGUUCAAGAGGCGGCAAUUCCCCGAUGGCACGGUGAAGACUGUGUAUUACAACGGCUGCCAGGAGACCAUAUCUGCAUCUGGGAGGGUGAGGGUCAAAGACAAGAGUGGACGCACCAUCCUGGACCACAAGUAG